AUGCCUUCCCGCAGAUCGGCAGCCCAAGCCCCCGCUAGAGCUAGCCAGGGCAUUCCCGAGUCAAAUGUUGUCCCCAAACGCGCUCGGCGGACUACUAUCACUGGACCUGAUACUGCCCCUCUGUCAGCCACUCAAGGCACACACCUGCAGCCACCGCUGUCUCCCUCGCCUAUAGCCAAGACCCAGAAACAAAAACACUGGAAGAUUGUUCAUCGACCAUGCUUGCAGGUUUUUAAAGACGCGGAUAGAGAGCGGGACGAGUCAACGCUUUCUAUCCAGCGACUAGAGGCCGACAACGCCCAAGCCGCAGCGAAGAUCCGCCUGCUGGGCAACGAAAAAGAUCAGUCUCUAGUCAGGGUCCAGGCACUUGAGAUGCAAAUAUGGAAUUUGAAACAGCAACUAGAGACCGCGCAGUUCAGUGGCAUGGCGAGUGAUGACUUGUUGCCUUGGCUGAUGCAGACGAGCGCCGAUUUCAUGAUUGCGCAGACCAAACUUUCUAGCAGAGUAGAAGCAGAGAAAAACAAACGCCUGGCCGCGACCCUGCCUGCUUCUGAUGUGUUUCAAGGGAACUGGCAAGCCCAGAAUGGGCACCUUGGAAUGCUUGAUACCAACUCGCUUCCAGGUUAUCCACUACCGAGUGCCCUUCCGUUGACAAAUCAAGAAACGCUGGCCCAAGCCAACCAACAAGCCAACCAGUACACAUCGCCCUUCUGA
Molecule: messenger RNA, 714 nt
Organism: Penicillium concentricum
Lineage: Eukaryota; Fungi; Ascomycota; Eurotiomycetes; Eurotiales; Aspergillaceae
Exons: 2
Coding region: 1-714 (237 amino acids)
Source: RefSeq, a predicted model, not a curated record